AUGAACGGCGAACCAUCCACAUCCUCCAAACGUUCUCGUCCAAAUGACAAUAAAAAGGACGGCAAACGUCCUUACAGACACCACAACCAACAACCGAAAGAUGACGCUGGAGCUACUGGGAUAUCUAAGCUCAAAGCUUCACUGCGCCAGACGCGGAGAUUGCUCGCCAAGGAUACCCUCGCACCUAACGUCCGUGUGCAAACCGAGCGUCGGCUCAAGUCCCUGGAGGGUGACCUCGCACGCGCAGAGCUAGCGUCAAAAGAGAGGACUAUGGCGGUCAAGUAUCAUCGCGUCAAGUUCUUCGACCGUCAAAAACUAACCCGCAAGAUUCGGCAAAUCAAAAAACAACUGUCCGAUCCCUCGCUCACCUCCAAAAAAGAACGCAAGAACCUCGAGGAGACUCUAUUCUCGUUACGCGUAGACCUAAACUAUGUCCUCCACUACCCAAAACUCGAAAAAUACAUCUCGCUCUUCCCACCAGAGGCUCGAUCCUCCUCCGACCCAUCUUCGUCGUCGACCACUCCUCUACCAAUUCCGCCUCCGGAAGAUCUCUCAAACGCGAGCGAAACGGACAAGAAGAGGGAGGAGUUGAGAGAGGAGAUUCGGCGAAUGAUGCAUGAGGGGGGUGAUGGGGUUAGUUUGAUGCCGGAGGAGGAGAGGGAAGGUGGUGCGAAAGGUGGGAAGAAGGAGGCGAAUGGGAAGAAGGACGGGAAGAGCAAGGUGGAUGGGAAGAAGAAGCUGGAGGAUGAGAGCGAGGGAAGCGAGGAGGAGAGCGAGGAGGACGACGAUGAAGACGUCGAGAUGGACGAACCGGAUGUGAGCGAAGGUGAAGGUGAUAGUGAGGAGGAGGAUAUCCGACCAAAGAAGAAAUCCAAAUCGGAUCAUCCAAAAUCGACGAAACCUCCACCUCAGUCCACCACGUCCUCGUCGGAAAAGAAGAACAAUCCAGCGUCGAAAGUAUCCAAGGACAAGCCGAAACACGAGUCAAAGUCAAAAUCGAAGGCAGACUCCAAACCGUCGAAGGCGAAGGCCGUAUCAAAACCUGUGGAGGAGAAGGACGAUUUCUUCAUGGAUGAUUCUGAAUAAGCUCCUACUUUGAUCUGACUGUCUCCCGUACUGCGAAGGGCAUAUCGUUCCAUGUUGACCAACCAGUAAUAUAA
Messenger RNA from Stereum hirsutum FP-91666 SS1, 1160 nucleotides. RefSeq lists its product as uncharacterized. Gene Ontology annotation, cellular component: nucleolus; preribosome, small subunit precursor. The transcript has 4 exons. NCBI's taxonomy places the organism in Eukaryota, Fungi, Basidiomycota, Agaricomycetes, Russulales, Stereaceae. Gene Ontology annotation, biological process: maturation of SSU-rRNA from tricistronic rRNA transcript (SSU-rRNA, 5.8S rRNA, LSU-rRNA). The record is from RefSeq and is a predicted model, not a curated record. Bases 1 to 1086 code for a protein of 361 amino acids.